AUGCACGAGGUGCAGCGUCGAUCGCGGCGGUGCCUUAGCGUUGGACCAGAAGCGCGUGACCUUGGAGCCAUGUCAAACGACGCUUCUGAUGGAUCUUCUCCUGCUGUGCUCUCGCUCGCCGGAAUAAGGGAGGCCGCGGAUAGGAUUUCCCCCCACACCCAAAUUACCCCCGUCCUGACGUGCGGCGCCUUGAACGAAAUGAGCGGGCGCGAAGUGUUCUUCAAGUGCGAGCUCUUCCAGAAGACCGGGUCAUUCAAGGCCCGCGGCGCGUGCAACGCGGUCCUGCUCACCCCUCCGGAGUGCCCCGGUGUCGUCACCCAUUCCAGCGGCAACCAUGCCCAGGCACUUGCAUGGGCGGCAAGCGUGCGCGGAAUCCCGGCACACAUCGUGAUGCCGCGGAGCUGCAUGGCGGUCAAGGUGGACGCCGUCCGUGGCUACGGGGCAAGCGUAACUCUCUGUGAAAACAGCAAGUCCAGCCGAGAGAGCACCGCAGCCGACAUCGUCUCGAAGCUCCCUGGCUCCAGCCUUAUUCACUCUUCGAACGACGCCCGGGUUCAGUGCGGGAUUGGCACGAUUGGCCUCGAGCUCGUGAGCCAGGUCAAGGACCUAACAGGCGGCGCGGAUCUCGACGCGGUCAUCGUGACGAUAGGCGGCGGGGGGCUCAUCAGCGGGGUCACGACCGCCGUCAAGGCUCUGUGUCCCAACGCUCGCAUCAUCGGCGCGCAGCCGGAGAAAGCAGCGGACGCGUUCAAGUCCAAGCAGAGCGGGACCUUGUGCAGCCCCGCGGAGGGCGAGGCAUUGCCGGACACCAUAGCCGACGGCCUCCGGACCUCGCUCGGGAAUAAGGCGUGGCCGGUUGUGAGGGAUUCCGUGGACGAGAUCGUGACGGUUUCCGAGGAUGAUAUUCGGGUGUGGAUGGGGGUGGUAUACAAGCGGAUGAAGCUCGUGAUCGAGCCGAGCGCGGCAGUUGGGGUAGCCGCGCUCAUGUCGCCACAAGUGCGAGCAAUGCCCAGCGAGAUGCGAAAGGUUGGCGUGGUGCUGUGUGGGGGCAACGUAGACGUGACCUUGCUGCAAGACCUUUUGUCCGUCGCCGGCCCGUCGAGUGACUAAAGAAGGGUCUAGCCACUAGCAGGAGCCAUUCAAUGUGGACAUAUUUUUUCAGUACCCAGGAGAAAAACGAGCUUGGCCAAGAGCGCACGGAGUUGCACCGAUGGCAUCCGACCUUUCGUUAGAGCACCAAAGAUGACGUGACACGUUGUCGGCGGCCCCACUUAGUUAUGUGCGCACUGUGUAUUCCGUAGGGACAUCACUGUAUGUGAGGAUCAUUCGUAGCUUUGUUGCUGCUGGGUGGGCGUUCUGUACAUGAGUAUUCACACUGUUGCUGCUUACAUUCUCGGAGUAAUGGGAUAUGAUUUAGGU
This is a messenger RNA of Ectocarpus siliculosus, 1419 nucleotides long. The record is from the annotation of a GenBank genome assembly. NCBI's taxonomy places the organism in Eukaryota, Phaeophyceae, Ectocarpales, Ectocarpaceae.